UCCUUUUUUUUCUUAUGCCAAAAUCAAUUUGUCACGUUUCAGAUAUUUCCUUUAUUGGGUUUUCUUUAAAAUUUUGAUCUUUGGUAUUUUUCUGUUCAAUAAUAAACACUUUCAUUCAAAACCUUUCUGUUGUUUCAUAAAGGAGAAAACUUUUACUUUCCUCUCCAAAAAAAAAUCUCUCUUAAUACUUUCAUCCUUUCCAUUAGUACCCUUUAUUUAUUUUUAUUGGUUGACAUGCAUUCAUCAUCAUUAGUACUUAUAAAAGUUAUUCAUGCACUUAAAUUAUCAUUAGGUUUUGAAAGCUGAAUUAGAGAAAGGGUUCAUUAUAAAGUUUUUGAGUUUGUAUUGGUGUGAAGAUAUGGGAGAUCACUUUGUAUUGUUGGUGGAUCGAUUACUUACUGAAUCAACAUUAGAAGCUGCAAUUGAGAGCAGAAACCGAUCAAUCCAAGCAGCCAAGUCUGCGGCCGCCGCAGCUGAUGAUUCCUCCAAGAAAGUGGAUUUUGGAGACAUAUCAUCUCCAAGAAAAUUAGUUGAGUGCAAGAUAUGCCAUGAUGAAGAUAGAGAUUCAAACAUGGAGACACCCUGCUCUUGUUCUGGUAGCUUGAAGUACGCUCAUAGGAGUUGUGUACAGAGAUGGUGCAACGAAAAGGGUGACACAAUCUGCGAGAUAUGUCAUCAGCAAUUCAAGCCUGGUUACACAGUUCCUCCACCGUUGUUUCAAUUUGGUCGUAUUCCAAUGCAUUUCAGGGGAAACUGGGAGAUUACAAGAAGGGACAUAAACAGUCCUCGGAUUAUAGCAAUGGUUUCUUCCUCUGAACGAAAUUUCCUUGACCCUGAGUUUGAUGAUUAUUCUGCUUCCAGUACAAGAAGCCUCACAUGCUGUCGUACAAUGGCUGUCAUUUUCAUGAUACUUCUGAUUCUAAGGCAUACUCUUCCUUUAAUAAUCAAUGGGAAAAAUGACUACUCUUUCCCAUUAAUUAUGUUGCUAUUUCUAAGAACUAUUGGGAUUGUGCUGCCAAUUUAUGUCAUGGUGAGGGCUGUGAGUGCCAUCCAUCAGCGCCGACGUCGUAGCCAACAGGUCCUUCCCAUUUCAUCACCUGAUACAUUGUCUGAUGGAGAAAAUGAAGAUUUAGAAAUGCAGCGUCUGCCCCAUAUCAUUCAAGUGAACUGACUUGAGAACUGAACCCAAGACAGCAAAGAAUAGGGUGUUUGGUUGAUACUAAAGGAAAACAUUCAAAAAGGGCAAAAGAGUUGCUUAAAGCAAAUGCUCUUUGAAUCAAACAGUAUGGUUUAUGGAAGAAUAGGCUCUACUUCUGGAAACAACUGUUUUAGAUGUGUUUCAGAUAUGUAAAAGAUGGUGCAAUUUUUAAUUUGACUCAAGUCACAUUUGUACAGUUGAAAAAGAAUCACAGUACUUUAGUACAUACAAAGAUAAUACCAGGAAACUCAGAGCAAGAGCAAGCCAUCAGUGAUGGAUAUGUAUAAUUAGCUCUCUUCUGAUGUAAAUAACUCGACUUGUAAUUAUUGCCAAGUUCUUAUGUUCAUACUUAAUACAGUUCCCUAGAACAAUUAAAUUCUUAGUUUUA
This is a messenger RNA of Humulus lupulus (European hop), 1586 nucleotides long. RefSeq lists its product as uncharacterized. Gene Ontology annotation, biological process: protein ubiquitination. The coding region runs from base 359 to 1171 and encodes 270 amino acids. The record is from RefSeq and is a predicted model, not a curated record. Gene Ontology annotation, cellular component: membrane. The transcript is spliced from 8 exons. NCBI's taxonomy places the organism in Eukaryota, Viridiplantae, Streptophyta, Magnoliopsida, Rosales, Cannabaceae. Gene Ontology annotation, molecular function: ubiquitin-protein transferase activity; zinc ion binding.